AUGCCACUGCCGCUGCUGCCCGCCGUGGGCGCGCUCACCGCGGCGCCGCUAGCUCCGGCCACCGCCGCCCCGGCCGCGACUCCCCUUAGAUAUCGCCCCGCACGACUCCGCGCAUCUCCCUCCACGGCAUCCUCUCCUUCAACCUCGGCGGUCUCCAGCCCACGGCCUCCACCGUCCGCGAGGCAUUCCCGCAAGCACCUCGCGGGCAGAGGCGACGCCCCGGCGAGGCCCUCCAAGGACCGCAUCUUCUUCCUCGACGUCAACCCGAUCUGCUUCCGCGGCUCCCAGCGCAGCCUCGGUGCCUUCGCGCGAUGGCUCGCGCUCUUCUUCGCGCACGUCAGCCUCCGUGACCCUGUCGUCGCAGUUUUCGAUGGGGCAGGCGGGAACGAGUACAGGAGGCGGCUGAUGCCGUCGUACAAAGCCCACCGGACUCGUGGGGUAGGCACAGGUGCCGAUACGCGCGUGGUAGAUGUGCUCCGCGAGUGCAAUGUUCCGAUUGUGCAAGUCGAUGGGUAUGAGGCAGAUGAUGUAGUGGCUACCUUAACACACCAAGUGCUGCAGAAAGGUUAUAGAGUUGCAAUUGGAUCGCCAGAUAAAGAUUUCAAGCAGCUGAUAUCUGAAGAUGUUCAGCUAGUUAUGCCCAUUCCUGAGAUUGGCCGAUGGUCCUUUUAUACACUGAGGCAUUAUGUUGCACAGUACAAGUGCGAUCCAACUGCUGAUUUAAGCCUCAGGUGCUUCAUGGGUGAUGAGGCAGAUGGUGUUCCUGGAAUCCAGCAUCUGGCUCCUGGUUUUGGUCGCAAGACUGCAGUGAAACUACUGAACAAACACGGUUCAUUAGAAAACUUGCUUAAGACAGCUGCGAUUAGAACUGUUGGCAAGGAGUACGCCCAGGAUGUUCUCGUCAAGCAUGCAGAUUACUUGCGGAAAAACUAUGAAGUUCUUAGCUUGAGAAGGGAUGUAAAUGUUCAGCUUGACGAGAGAUGGUUAUCCACGAGGGACACUUGCAAUGACACCAGUGUAUUAUCUAAUUUCAUCCUUAAAUUCAAUGAAGGAAAAUGCUAAAUAGCAGGUACAGCAAAAUAUAGUACUACCAAUUUUGUUUUUUCCUCAUAAGCUCUACGUAGCAGGCAGGAUUUCAAUAGUUAGAUGCCACCUAAUCUCUUAGCAUUUAGACAACAAUGUUGCUUGGUCAGAGAAUUUUUGUCACUGGUCAUUAUUUGUAGUAUACUGAGAUUUACUGGUAUAACCACACGGAUCCUUUUGCUUGA
Messenger RNA from Lolium rigidum, 1268 nucleotides. Its product is annotated as 5'-3' exonuclease-like. Gene Ontology annotation, biological process: DNA replication, Okazaki fragment processing. Bases 1 to 1062 code for a protein of 353 amino acids. Lineage: Eukaryota; Viridiplantae; Streptophyta; Magnoliopsida; Poales; Poaceae. The transcript is spliced from 5 exons. The record is from RefSeq and is a predicted model, not a curated record. Gene Ontology annotation, molecular function: DNA binding; 5'-flap endonuclease activity.